AUGACCAGCCUGAAGCUCCCACCCAUGGAGCGUACCGUUGGGGGUUCCAUCCCCGCCACUGAUGAGUUUUACACCCGCCACCUCCGUAUUGUCAAUGGGGGAGCUGUGCCCACACGCACAGACAACGUCCACACCACUGUGAGCACAGGAGUGCCUAAAAUGGGUGUACGGGCUCGGGUGGCUGACUGGCCCCCUCGGAAAGAUGUCACGGGAGCUUUGUGGCAUGCCAGUAUAGAGCCUGAGAACUCUGGUGUGCCCCCUGCUGGAAAAAGUCACAUUAAGCUCGGCUCCAUUAUAAGCCCUCAGGACUCGUCAAUGCUGCGUAACAUCCACAACACUUUGAAAAACAGAACCCAAGCCCAGGCUAACAAUUACAGCCCAGACACGCGUUACCUGGCACCAGGAGACCACCGGGGUCCUGCACAUAGGAACCCACGACAGAGACGCAUUCGUCAGCGCAGCAACAGCGACAUGACUAUCAGUGAGAUGGAUGCCAGUGGGGACAGUGGUGAAGAGUGGGGUCCAACUGUGGGAGCAAAAUGGUCCCCUCUUCACCGAGAAUAUGGUAGCACCUCCUCAAUAGAUCAGCACGGAGCCUCUGGAGAAAGCUUCUUUGAAAUGCUUAAGGGAUAUCAAGGGGAGAAGGUAGACCAGCGUAGUCCUGCUCCAGAGAAACUGGAGGACAUGCUUGUUGGACCCAAGCAGGCGAUCAUUGAUCUUCAGGAGGAUGCCACAGAUGGCCAACCAGCUAAAGCUAAAGAUAAACCCCCAAAGAGACGCACUAAAUCUGAGACAGGGGGUGAAUCUAUAUUCCGGAAACUUCGGAAUGUGCGGGGUGAGUCUGACUCCCCGAGAGCGGGAUCUGAUGCCGAGGACAGCCGGACUGAUGACAUGGGUCCUCCUCCCAAGCCUUGGAUGUGUCAGAAGGGCUUUUCCCACUAUGAUGUUCAAAGCAUGCUAUUUGACCUCAAUGAAGUGAUUCAGUUUCGGCAGACUGCAGGCAAGAGGAAAAACACCACCACAGGGGCGUCUGCUGCUGCCGUAGCCUCAGCGACAUCCACACUGUCUUCUACCCACAGCCUACCUUACAGCUCCCCAAGUGGCAGCCAAGAAGAGCUCAGUUUGAGAGACAGCCCUGGCCUGGAUGCAGGAGACGAACAGAGCAAUGAAAUGCUACUGAGCUGCCCCUGCUUCCGCAAUGAGAUUGGUGCAGAUGGUAAUGGCAGGCGUAGAGUGGGAGCAGGUGGGGCAGUGUACCAUGGGGUUGCGAGUAGUGGAACGGGUAGCGGUGGCUCAGGGAACUUCAGUGGAGAUGGAAAUUUGUAUGAAACAUCUGUGAGUACACACUGCACCAAUGCUGGAGUCGCAGUGCUUGAGGGACCCAAGGAGGGCCCCAGCACACUCAGCGAAAAGGGCAAACAAUACAUAGUGGAGCAUGUAGACCUGGGAGCCUACUAUUACAGGAAGUUCUUCUAUCUUAGGGAGCACUGGAAUUACUUUGGGAUGGAUGAGAGUCUUGGUCCAGUGGCAGUGAGUUUGCGCAGAGAGAAGCUGGAAGAGGACAAGGAGCAUGGCCAGCAGUAUAACUACCGCCUCAUCUUCAGGACCAGUGAGCUGACAACUCUAAGAGGAUCUAUCCUCGAGGAUGCAGUGCCUUCCACGUCUAAGCAUGGCACUACUAGAGGGGUGCCCGUUAAAGAGGUACUGGAGUACCUUCUCCCUGAACUGGAUCUAUCCUGCCUCAGACUGGCCCUCAACACACCUAAAGUCACAGAGCAGCUCAUGAAACUGGAUGAACAAGGGCUGAGUUUUCAGGUGAAGGUAGGGGUGAUGUACUGCCGGGCAGGGCAGAGCACUGAGGAGGAGAUGUACAACAACGAGACUGCCGGUCCCGCUCUUGAAGAGUUCCUUCAGCUGCUGGGGGAGAAAGUUCGCCUCAAGGGCUUCACCAAAUACAGAGCUCAGCUGGACACGAAAACGGAUUCCACGGGCACUCACUCCCUGUAUACAACAUAUAAGGACUAUGAGAUCAUGUUCCAUGUGUCAACUCUGCUGCCUUACACGCCCAACAACAAACAACAGCUGCUGAGGAAGCGCCACAUAGGGAACGACAUAGUCACAAUCGUGUUCCAGGAGCCUGGUGCUCACCCCUUCACCCCCAAGGCCAUCCGCUCUCACUUUCAACAUGUCUUCAUCAUUGUCCGUGUGCAUAACCCAUGCUCUGACAACACAUGCUACAGUGUGGCAGUCACCCGUUCCCAAGACGUUCCCUCUUUUGGCCCACCAAUCCCCAAGGGAGUCACCUUUCCCAAGUCUACCGUCUUCAGGGACUUCCUCCUGGCCAAAGUCAUUAACGCUGAAAACGCAGCCCACAAGUCAGACAAAUUUGGUGCCAUGGCAACACGCACCCGGCAGGAGUACCUGCGGGACUUAGCGGAGCGUCACGUGACCAACACACCAGUAGAACCCACUGGGAAGUUCCCCUUCAUCUCUCUGGCACAUAAACGACGGGAGAAGGUGCGGCCGUACAGUGGGGCAGAGCUUCGGAGUCUUGGGGCAGUGACUUGGCAGGUUCACGCUGAAGACCAGGUGGCUGGUGCUGAACGCGAGUGCCUAUUGGCCAUUUCAAAUGACUUCAUCAUCUUACUGGAUCAGGAGGCCAAAGCUGUUGUUUUUAACUGUGCCACGCGAGAUGUGAUAGGGUGGUCAACGGGGAGCCCCGCUUCCAUGAAGAUCUACUAUGAGCGUGGGGAGAGUGUGUCACUCCGCUCCAUCAAUAAUAACACUGAAGACUUUGGAGAGGUUGUCAAAAGGCUGGAGUUGCUGACCAAAGGCAGUCAGACAACAGAGAUCACCCUGCGACGAAAUGCCCUGGGACAGCUGGGCUUUCAUGUGAACUUUGAGGGCAUUGUAGCAGAGGUGGAGCCCUAUGGCUACGCCUGGCAGGCUGGGCUCAGGCAAGGCAGCCGGCUGGUGGAGAUCUGCAAAGUGGCAGUUGCCUCGCUGUCCCACGAGCAGAUGAUCGACCUGCUCCGAACCUCCGUCACUGUCAAGGUGGUCAUCAUCCCCCCACAUGAGGACUCCACACCUCGCAGAGGCUGCUCAGAAAUUUACCACAUGCCAUUAGUGGACUACAAGAACCACAAAGAAGGCAUGCCAUAUGAGCUGAAGUUCCCCUUCCGCCCGACUAACAACAACAACACCAAGUGGCCGCGUACCUCAUCCAGCCCUCAAACACGCGCUGCCGGCACAGCAGGAACGCUGAUUAAAGCCCCACCCUCUGACUUUGGUGAUCGUAAUUCUGCUGCCAUCCCCCGCAGUGUGUCCAGCGAUGGCCGACCCCUCAACCCCAAAAGAUAUUCUCCAGGGAAUGACAACUACGCUCUUGCCUGCUCCAUUGUGAUGGGUCGCACAAUGCAAAACACAAACUCUCCCUCCAGUCUCUCCUACACAGACACCAUGAGCUCCAGCCACUGGAGGCAGAAGUCUAUGCCAGAUGGGUUUAACAACAACUGCCAGUCCCCCGUGUCAUCUGUACGGCAGGCAGCAGGUGAAGGGGCCAACGGGGUCAAAGUGUGCUCUACUGCCGGUUGGACCCGAAGCGGAGAUGUGGAUUCAUCUGGUAGACUGGACAAAACCAGUGCCGACCCUGCGGUUUCAAAGGCAGUGAUUCCUCGACUCCAACCACCAGAGCAGGGCAAUCACAUGUCUCCAAACAAAAGCACUAAGGAUGCUCCAUAUUCAUCCAGUCAGUCGAGCAGCAACACACUGUCAAGCAACGCCUCCAGUUCGGCCCACAGUGAUGAGAAGUGGUACGAAGUUGGCUCGCGUUCAGGCGUGCGGGGUGACCUAGAGCUCAAUGGAUACCUUCAGGGGGCCUCCACUGACAGUGGCAUCGAUGCCACCUCUUUCACUGCCACCCAAAGUAGCACAGCAUCCUCCACCGGUGCCUUCAGGGCCAAAGAAAAAAUCCCGUGGCAGGAUGAAGCAUCAGGCAGCCAGGGGGCUGCCGACUCCUCAUCUCCGCCGCCAGACUCUCUUCUCGCCAUUGGAGGCAGUGAAAUCCAGACGAAGAGUCCCUCAGCAUUUCCUCUUGUUCCUGACAACGGCUCUUACACCAUGAGUGAUGCCGCCUCCCACUCCAGCACGCUGAGUUCUGGCCACUCAGGGAGUCCAAUGGGCCAAGGCUGCAGCCCCAUGUCCUCCCAGGAGGAGGCAGCAGCCACGUCUCCCACCUCCCAGAACUCCCAGUCUCCAGGGCCCAAGAGCUUCUACCCUCGCCAAGGAGCAACAUCGAAGUACCUGAUUGGCUGGAGGAAACCUGGUGGAACCGUCAACUCUGUGGACUUUGGCAGCACUCGCAAACGGCAUCAGAGUGACGGUCUCCUGGGUGGUCAGCCACAGCUCAGGGCAAACCUCCGGGGCGCUCAGUCCCCCCACCGGCAAGCCCCCAAGUCCAGCCUGGAAGAAGAGUUAAAGAAGCUCAUCACACUUGACAGCCCUCCGCCCACUACAAGUGAAGAGAAGCCCUUGUUUCCAGGACCGCCACCCAGCCGUCGCUCCCUUCAGAGAACACUGUCAGAUGAGAGUAUUUACAGUGGACAGAGGGAGUCAUCUUCUAGUGGACAGCGUGACACUCCCACUGACCUUCUGUUUAGCUGCUCCACCAUACCACGCUCACCCACAGCUCGCCAUACGCAGGCCCGACGACCGUCACACAAGUCAAUGGGAGACCUGUCAGCCCCAGAGAGUACGGAGUCAGAGCAGGACAGGAAGCGGCUGCAGCUGGAGGAGCCUGUCCUGAUGCCCCUGCCUGACACCGGGGCUGAUGGUCCACUGGACUGGGCCCACCUGGUGGAUGCCGCCAAGGCCUUUGAGGAACAGAGGCUGGUCUUCCUCGCCGCCCAAGAAGAGAACGCCGUGGCUGAGAGUGCAGCGACCAGCAGCCCCCAGCAGGCCGAGCCUCAGGCAGCCCCGCUGAGGCAGCCCUCGCCUGAUGAGACUCCAGCCUGUCUGAUGGGGAAGGUGAGCCAGUUGGAGAAUAUGGUGAAGGUGCUACAAGAAGACCUGAAGAAGGAGAAGGAUGCUAAAGCGUCGCUGCAGGCCCAGAUCCAAAGUCUGCGAGAGGACAACCAGCGACUCCUGGAAGAGUCCUACAGCGCCUCAGCCAAGCUCAAGAAGUUCACAGAGUGGGUCUUCAACACUAUCGACAUGAACUGACGCACACAGCCACUGACUGCUUUCCAAUGGGAGUUAUGACCACUACUGGAGCUGAUCUGUUGUUCAGUACUUCACACACAACAUGGUCCAACACAGACCAUCUGAAAAUUGCUUAAAAAAAAACAAAACAAAACUCUUGGGCUUUUUAUAAACUAGUGCCAACAUGACCUUACUCACCAUAAUGUUUCAGCCUCCAGUAUGUUUAGCAUUAUUUUGGGAGAACGGGCAGAGAAAGAGCAGCAGUGUGACAGUGUUACCCAGCAUGCACUCCUCUCCUUAGGAUUCUCUCAGAUGAUGUGAUGCUUUGUGUCUGAUGGAUUGUUGGUAUCUCUGCAUGUAGGAGAGGGCAGGAUGUCGAAUUUAACCCGAGACAUUUAAAGCUACUGUCCUCAUUAACGCUCCCUAGCUAGCCUAAUUACAAAUUAACACAUUACCGAUUAUUUCCAACAUGAAUUAAAUUGCUUUAUUCCAUGCACGAGUUGGAGCACACCUCAUAUCCCUUUGGGAGAAGUUGACACUUUCCAAGAAUUGACAGUGGAUUGUAGAAGAAUCAAUUCAGUGAUAACGCCACUGAUUAUUUUUUAUUACUAACAAAACCAAAAGAAGCUGUAUGAGGUGAGAAAUCCCCUAUUAGACAAUAUGUUUUUAUGAUAGAGCAGUGUGAGUAGGUAGACACAGACCGACAGAGAGACAGACAGAUGGACCCUUUGCAUAGCACAUACUGUAAACACUGUAAGGUCACGUCUGUCUGAAUUUACUAUGAACAGGUUGUACAAGUGUGUGAAAUGUUUAAUUUCUAGAGGGUUAUUGCAAGUAAAAUAUGUAUAGGACUACUGGUCACAUGCUGAUGCAAAGAAUAUACAGUAUAUUGUAAAAACACAAAGCAGUAUGAGUGCCACAAAGAUAUAGAGGCUGACAGUUCAGUGUCAUUUAAUCAGAGUCUUGUAAAUAUAUAACAUUUAUUUUCUCACCUCUGCCCUUGAUAUUGUAUGUAAAGAUAUUUAUGACAAAGGUGAUGGCCAAGAAAAGAAAGAAAAAAAAAAAAAAAGCCAUUUGCAGUGAAGAGACCUGCAUGUGUUCAUUUACAGUCCAUCUCUUAUACGAGGGAGGACGUUCAAGUCUAAAUAAAGGUUCAAACCAUGUCAACCUUUAUUCCAAACGUAUGGAAUAAUCGACGGUGCCACUGUUGACAACGUGUAAAACGCUACAUGGAACUGAUGCCCCCCCCACCCACUCCCCCAAUCCACACCUUCUCAAUCCGUAGCAUGCUUUAAGGCCUCAAUCUGAUCCUGAUCUCUGUCAUAGACUAAAUGGGUACUGUUUACUUUAUGAUUACAUGGUGAGACGUCUGUAAAUCCUGAAAUUCCAGCUACAGUGUUUUCUGUAGUGUGUAAAUUUGCUUGAAAGCCCAACCUGAAAUUGGUCAGUAAAUGACCAGCAGUAAUGGAACAGAGUCCUUAUUUACUUUGAGCCCCAUAAAUGUUUCCUUUUGUACUCAGAUACUGUGCAACUGUAUAUAUGGAGAAUUUGAUAUUUCAUCAGAAUUUGCACCUUCACCCUUAUUUUUUAAGAUUUUUUUUAUGUAUUUCUUUAUUGGCCAGGAUGUAGUGAUGAGCUACAGGAGUGGUGAUAGAUGAACAGGGGAUAAGACAGAACAAAAACCAUGAGCUGGACUCAUAGAUAAAUGAGUUCCAAGCCGUAGCACAGCGAAUCGCCCCUGCACCUUCAUUCAACAUGUGUGACAGCAUGUCAUUCUGUUUCCAUUGAGCUGUGAUGUGUAAAAAUGUUUAUAUCUAUUAAAGAUAUUUUGUUGAAUUACA
Sphaeramia orbicularis (orbiculate cardinalfish) is the source of this 7040-nucleotide messenger RNA. RefSeq names its product signal-induced proliferation-associated 1-like protein 1. The record is from RefSeq and is a predicted model, not a curated record. Gene Ontology annotation, biological process: regulation of small GTPase mediated signal transduction. Lineage: Eukaryota; Metazoa; Chordata; Actinopteri; Kurtiformes; Apogonidae. Gene Ontology annotation, cellular component: cytoplasm. Gene Ontology annotation, molecular function: protein binding; GTPase activator activity. The transcript has 20 exons. The coding region runs from base 1 to 5220 and encodes 1739 amino acids.